Messenger RNA from Gigantopelta aegis, 9169 nucleotides. RefSeq lists its product as uncharacterized. NCBI's taxonomy places the organism in Eukaryota, Metazoa, Mollusca, Gastropoda, Neomphalida, Peltospiridae. The record is from RefSeq and is a predicted model, not a curated record. Bases 75 to 5375 code for a protein of 1766 amino acids. Gene Ontology annotation, biological process: positive regulation of DNA-templated transcription. The transcript has 11 exons. Gene Ontology annotation, cellular component: SWI/SNF complex.
UAUCGACAUUGUGACUAUUAUAAUGAAGAUGAUGUGGCAGGAGCGGACACAGCACAUAGAGGCCACUUGAUCAGAUGUUUCCUUCUGAAAUGGAUGAUGGCCUUGAAGUAAGCUUAGAUGCUAAUUUGUUGAAUGACUUCUUUCAAGAUGGUGGCAAUGCUGUUUCCUCAAUUGCCGAAGAUGAUGGGUGUUUCCAAGAUUCAGCCUUUAACUGGGCAGACGACUUCAUCUCAUCAGCCCAGGAGACUGAGGAAGUCCAGUCCUCAGUACAGUCUGCAUUAUCAUCGGUUAACAUGGCACCUAACCAGUCAAAGGUUGCCAUGGAUAUUCCCUCUCAAGUAUCAUCCACAGUGGGUCAUCAUCGCAUCCUGCAGCAGCCGUCCAGCACUAUCACAUCACAGCAGCUUCUACAGAACUCUGCUGGUAUUAUUCAGGGGAUUGGAGGACAGCAGUUCAUCAUAUCUCCUUCUGGAUCCAUUCAGCUGCCGCAGGCCCAGAUAGGUCAGCAGUCGCUGUCUAAUCAUGUCACCAGUCAGCAGUUCAGCAUUCCAUCACCACUUGUGAGCCGGUCCCUGACCCCAAGUCAGAGCCCUGCUCCCUCGCAGUCUCCCCACAACAGAUCUCUUACACCUAAUCAAACGCUGAUUAAUCACAAUAUUAUUCAUAACCACACUGCAGCUUCCUCACCCAAUGUCAUUCAGUUCUCUAACAAUGCUCAGCAAUCCCAAGCACAGGUGCACAUGGCCAGUGCUGUUCCUGUUCAGAAUAUUAUUCAGAACGCAAAUCCUAAUGCAAAUAUUAUGCAGGGUCAAGCUGUUGUUCACACCCAGAAUGCAGUCAUUCAGAAUCCUAAUGUUGUGAAUGUUAACGUGGCUCAUGUCUUGUGCAAUAAUUCACCACAGACACAACUGCAAGGUGGUAUUCAGGGACUUCCUGUUGCAGUCUCUAACACCAACAUUCAUGGGAAUCCUGUCAGUAUACAAGGAACCAUUAUUCAGACUCCCCAGGGAAAAAGCAUAUUGAUCCCCAAUCAACAGUUGGCUGGUCAACAAAUUAACUUACAGAACUUUCAACAGCUGCAGAUGCAGCCACAACAGGUACAGGUCCAGUCCCAACCAGUUCAGAUCCAACCUCAUCAAAUUCAAGUAAAUCCACAGCAUGUGAAUCUGGGACAACACAUCAUGUCUAACAGUGGGACGCUAGUCCAAAAUCAGCAAGGUAGUCUAUCAUUGGGAAAUAUUAUUAGACUUGCUGCUCAGACAGGUCAGGACAAGGGUACGGGUCUUCCACCAAAUAUCAGUCUUAUAAAUUUGCCAGGUGGUCAAGGUCAGCAAAUUCUCAUCCAGCGAACACCAAAUCCCACUACAGGACAAACACAAAACAUUGUGCUGCGAACAAUUUCCCCAAAUAUUGUACAAAUUCAAAACCCAAAUCAAAGUGGACAAGUUGGAAACGUGUCUGGAACACCAAUGCAGAUAGCAUCGAAUAUAUCUCAACAGAUUGUGAACCAGAACAAUCAAAGUAUUCAGCUUCAGCAAGUGUUUUCUGGAGGACCCACUCAGCAGAUGAAGCUGGGAAAUCAGCAGGCACCUCAGCAGAGACUACAGGCUGGUACUGUGACUUUGAACUUGGCUGGUCAGAAUAUUAAUUUCCAGCAGAUGGCAGGAGCCAUGCAGGGAAUUCAGUUGGUUCAGCAGACACAGAACUCGAGUGUGCCAUCAAGUAUUUCAGUAACAGCUCCAAGACCGUCCAUCUCCUCUAAUAGUGCUAACCAGUUAUCUAAUAUUGUAUCGAAAGCUUUGUUAUCUUCUGGCAUUAGUCCGGCUAUUAAUUCCCAGAGCACACUUGGUCAUCUCGAUACCAAUAAUUCUGGUAAAUUAUUAAAUAAUCAACCUUCAGUUAACAAACAACAAAAAAACCCAAAGCAAGUAGAUUUACAAGUUCAUGGAAAUUCUGUGCCAUCUUUGCAGAAAGUGCAAAUACCAGUUUCUCAGUUUAUAGCCACAGCCUUUAAUUCUGCUGGAAUUAGUACUGUACAGUCAACACCAACUCCAGCUACGACGACGGUAUCACAGUCAUUUGUUCAGAUUCCCUCUCAACUGACAGUUGCCAGCAGCUUACCUUCGUCUCAGACUCUGUCUUCAGUGUUGACAACCAGUGCAUCCCAGCUGGCUGGAUCUGAGCUCAAAAUCCAUCAAGUUGCUUCAAAUUCAAACAGAAAUACUCCUCCUGUUGUUUCUGUUUCUGCAAUGCAGGCUCCCAUUGCAAGUAAUAAUGAGCACAUGCAGAGACUACAGAAUGAAAUUUUAAAACUGUCGAUGCAGAAAAAGUUAACACCUGAACAAAAGCAGUGUUUACAGCAGAUGAGUAACUUGCAGAAGCGAAUGGCUCAUCCUGCUCCAGUCCAAACUGUUGUGAGCAGUGCUGUGCAGUCUAGCAAUGUAUCCGCGGGAACUGCACAGCCAUGUCCUGUCUCGGUAUCUACUGGUGCAGCAAAGUUCCAGCCUCAAACCAAAUUAACAGUACUCAAAGACCAACAAACUCGUAUAGCUUCACCCAUGCAAUCCAUAGCAGUUGUUACAGGGGCAACUGUGUCAAAUAAGAAGCAAAUUGUGAAGGAAGAGCCAAGUCCUCGGUUGGCAGUGCCACUCUGUGAUAAGACAUUGGUAAAGUCUGAACCAGUUAUUCAAAUGUGUAUGCCACUGGCAGGACAAAAAAUGGUUAAAGUGGAGCCCCAUGUUGUUAGCACAUCAUCGCUUUUGUCUGAUUCUAACCCUGUUUCUGCAGUUUUGUGUACCCGACAAAAUGUAGUGAUACAGUCUUCAUCAGUGGGAACAAAUCUUGUGAGGAUGUCUGUACCUCAGAUGGCAUCGGCUACAGGAAGCACAAAUGUUAGUAGUCAGCAAAUGAAGAUAAUACACCAGACCCCACUGAAGAAAGUGGUUCCUGUAACACAGACUCAAGUGAUUAAGAUACAUCCAACACCAGUGUCCAGCAGAACCACUGUUUCCGGAGGAGUAGUCAGGAAUAUUCCUCCAGGAAAGGUUCCAAUAUCGGCUACUCCAACUGUGCCAACACAGAUCAAAAUUGCAAACCAGACAUUGACACUAAAUCUGACUGCCCAGCAGAAGGAGAAACUGCUAAAUCAUCUAGCAAAGAUGACCCAAGAACAACAGGAGAUGUUCCUUGAGCAGCAGCAGUCUAUUCUUCUAAAGCUGCACCAGCAACAUCAGGCCCAGGCCCAGGCCCAGGCACGCACAGUGUCACAACCACAGGUGCAGGCGACACCCAUUGAAGCAAAGCCACAACUCUUAGUGGUCAGUCCAGCUGGCAAGAUACCCACCACUCAGCUUGAUAAGGGUACAGGAGUAAACCAGAUCAAGGUUAUCACACAGACGGAAGCCAGUGGUCAGCAGAGUUCUCCAACAAAAGGACUGAAGCGACCGGCAACAUCAGAUGGUCAUGCAGUUUCUCUAAUCCACCAACAGCUGGGUAAAGAUCAGAUACAUGCGACAGCACCAGACAAAAAAUCUCCAUUUAAGAACAAUCGUGAAGCUGUACGCAGGUUGCUGAGAUACCAUGUAUUUCAGUCACCUGGCCCACCGCAGAAAGCAUUUGAUAAAGCGGAUAAAUUGUUUGAACAAGUGUCAGUUGACCUGCUGAGAAAAAGUGAUGCUAUGAAAGCCAAAUUUCAACUUCUGCUGUUUGAUGAAAGUAUGCGACAAAGUCCAUCUGCUGAAAUGGUGAUGAUCCAUAGGAUGUUAAACCAGGAUUUGUCUGUCCUUUUAGACAAGGAGAAAAAGAUUGUCAAGAACGAUCCAGAUGACUUUGAGCCGAUGCCCUUAAAAUAUUUGAAAUUGGAUAAGGAGGAGACGUCAAAAAUUGAUAAAGACAUUGCUGGAGAAGACAUUGUGAAGUGUAAAAAGGAGUCUGAUUUAGAACAUAAUACAUGUGAAAAUAAGAAAGUCAAUCCUUUACCAAUUGAUUCUCUAAAAGUGUCGGUCAAGUCUUCCCCAGCUCAUUCGCCAGGAAGUAUGAAACUGGUGAUACGGAAGAAUGAUGGCCAGGGCUUCACCAGCACACUCCAGAAUGAAGAGGAGAAACUAGACAGUGUAUCAGGGGCUUUUUCUGUGAAACAAGAACCUGAAAUCACUGCCGUUAAUGGAAUAAACACAGACUCGUGUUCAUAUACAAAAACUAAGAACAAAUCAGAAAGUAAUAACAUAUUGCUAGAUCAUGUUCACUCUCCAGAAAAGGCAUUUUCGUCAGAAAAUGUAUUAAAAUUGGAUUCGGGAAAUUCCAAAGACUUGUUGAACGGGCAACAUGAAGCUGGUUCUCACUGUGUUAACGACCUUGCGCCAUUCCAUAACCUGGGUGAAUCCCUGGACGAGGAGCACGUGUCUGACACGGGUGAUUCUCAGAGGGCAUCUGAAAGCAGCCAGCCGCACUACAGUGACAUCAGUGUCACCGAUCUGUCUGGCGAGUACAGCACCAUGCUGUCUCCUGUGAGUAACCAGUCAUCACCGCGGUCACAGGCAACCACAGCCACAUCACAGCCUUCGCAGAACUUCCCUUCUGUGUUUGCUUUCAAUACAGAUCUCUGUUCCAAUCAACAGAGUGCCAGUAUGUGUGGUGAUGCUGUAAACAGCAACGCAGCUAAUAGUUCAAUUAAGACUUCAGUCACAGAUCUACCAUCAAUGGAUAUGGAAAAUUCAUCAAUAAUAUCCUCUGAUUUAAGCUUUCUAAACCGAUGUGAUGAGAUGCCGUUUACCACCAAUUUGUCUUCUGGCAAUGGUGGUGGGAACGAAGUACAAAGUGCAGUUUACAGCAUCAUGGAACUUGAAGAUGUUAGUAGUGAUAGUAGUGCUAUAGCAGAAGAACCUGUGGACAAGACGAGUCUUGGUAAUGUGCCAGUCAAACAGCCGGGGAUACUAAAUGACUCUUCGGUGUCACCAGUUCAGCCCGACUUCUCGGCAGAUGACGAAAAUGAAGCAUCUGGAUCUAAUGGACUGGUGAAUAAUGAAGAUUCAGAACCUGUUAAUUUAGAUGCUUCUUUUGAACUAGACACAAAUGACCCACAAAAUGGCAUGAUGAAUGCUCAAAUGCAAAAUGCCAUUGAGAGCAUUCUGGGUCUCAACCAGGAUUCAGAACCAGCUGAAGAUAGUUACUGUAAUGAUCAAUCAAACUUUGCUUCUGAUUUGAAUGACAGUCAGGUGUCCGAGUCUAUGGACACAAGUCAGGACAGUGACUGUAUUGUAGAGGACAGUGAGACGGACUUCAGGGAGGAUUCAUUGGUUACCAGUAGUGCAGAGAUUUCAGAAAACCACUCAGUGGAGGAUGAUCUUGAUGCUGCAGUUCAGAGUAUCCUAAUGUGAGACUGGUGCUAGUGGGUGGACUACAAAGAAGUGCUUUCUCAUUGGUCUCAAUGUGUUCCGAUCAGUAUUUUUAGUUCAUUUUAUUCAUCUGUUAACAUUAUGUGUAAUCAUAAUCAUUCUUUUUCAAAAUCAUAACUCGUUCUGACAUUGUCAUACUCUGCAGUCAAAUCUCAUCUCGAGUGUCAAGAAAAUUGUAAUAUAUUGUGACAUGUUCGAAAACAUUUUGGUCAUAACAAGGUAUUAUCAUUUCUCACAACACAGAAUUAUUAUACACAUUUCUCGAUAUAUAAUACUUACCCUUUGUCUUAACAAAUGGUUCAUGGUAUUGAUAAAUUUUAAGUGUGAUUAAUAUUUAAAAACUUGUGUUAUGGUAAUCAUCUUAAUAGGCACUAGUAGUGUGAAAGGCUUUAAGCAUAUCACCAUCAAGUAAUAUGUGAAUGUACUUGUUGCUUCACAUUGUUAGCCGUUGUAACACAAUCUACCAAGUCGAGAUGCCCAUCAGCUAUGUAUAAAUUUCCACAUCUGUCAGACCUAAGAGUUUUUAACAUGUUCAGUAUAACCUUGCCUGGUAUCAUUAUCUGCUCUGGACAGAUCUUUACAUGCGCCCAUGACAAGCAAUAAAUCAUGAGAUGCCUAGUUGUGGUUUUACCACAUACUACUUUUAUUAUCUACAUUCAGGUCUGUAUCUUCUUUAUCGAUUGGUUGAUUAGUUACUAGCUAAAAUGCUACCUGGUUUGAACUGUAUAUAUGCAGUGUCAUUAUGCCCGAUCUACAAAUACCCAGCUAGGCUCUGCAUUUCUGGGUGAGCAGAAAAUGUGGUUAAAUUAUCUGUUAAAAAAUAUAAUUGCAAACACCCAUGGAGUUAUUUCUUAAAAUGUCAAUUAUUACAGGAAUUUAUUCUGCCAAAUUAAAAUGAGAUUUGCCAAUUGUUUCUAAAAUUCACAAUUGGUGAAUUUGGUAAGUACCAGAGCGAGCCUUGAUUUGGAUACUAUAUGGCAAUGAAAUAUAAAUCAUCACUCAAGUUGCAACUUGAGAAUUGGGCACACACAAAAUUAUUUCCCUGAACCCGUUUUAAGAAAUUUGGAGUCUUUGAAAACAAAAUUGAAGAUGAGAUUAUUGAGGCAGUUUUGUUUUUAGCUAAAUAUCUGUUUUUUCAUAGCCACUUCUAUUGAAAUGAUCAAUUGUCUAAUUUGGGUGUUGGUAAGGGAAUCCUUACGCAGGGCUAGAAAUGGCGGCCUGUGAUUUUUAGAUCUAGCAGGUGAAAUAAAAAUUCACAUGCUAAAAUUACCAAAUAAUUGCAGGUCGUAUAUAAUAUACGAUAAUGCUCUAAAAUACACCUCAGAGUCCUAAUUCUCCACACACUGUCCCAAACACUGUCUUAUUUCCAGUUCACCAUAUUUUUUCUUGGACCAUAUUUCUUUUGGCUUUCGGUUUUAAAAAAUAACAACAGGCAAUAUUUUACAUCCUAUUCUAUCUGUUAAGAGUAAAAUGAUUGCACCUUGAUUGUAAGUCAUAAGGUGUCAUACACGUACCGUUGAUUUUUUUUUUUUUUUACAUUUAUUAGACCGACACUUGACCUGCAAUGAUCAAUUUCUUUUUUAUCGCUUUUGAUACUGAUUUACAUAUAAACCACAUUAACAUAUUUCAUACAGUGCUUGCUUACUGAUGAGCAUUUUGAUUGGUUAAUAUGUUUGAUAGAUUUAUUUUGUAUUGCCUGUGGUUUAAUGGGAAUAAUGGAUUUUUUGUUAGUGUCGUUUUCACAAAAGCUAAAUAAUUUAAAAAAUAAUUUUGUGUGAAAAUGCUGAAUGUUUUAAUUCGGAAUUUUGAUGAAUAGCAGAUAUGUUUACUUCUACAAUCUUUUACCUGUUUAAAUGAAACUAUUUUGAAUAAUUAGACUGCAAAAAAAUUAUAUUUAAAAGUGUUGUACAAGAUUAAUGAUUUAGGUAUUUCCCACACAUGUAUCCGAAAGAAAUAGACCAGGUUUUUAAAAUACAGAGAACAAAAGAGCUCCAUUAAUAUAUGAAAUCUUAAGCAAACUUUAAUUAUAAUGGCAUUGUGUAAUCUGUGAUCAGUUUGUGAUUUAUUCAUACUGAUCUGCAUUUGUUUGUUAUACCUGACAGUAUUACAAUUCAACAUUGAUUUUUGCAAUGAUAAUUUGUGUUGCUAUAUUAAGAUAUAUUUUAGGGUAUUUUUGGGUGCAGAGCAAACGGAAUAGAGGGUAAAAUCAAACAAAUAUAAAAUGCGAAUGAAAGUUAUUUUAAAUGAACAUCACUGAUAUUAAGAUGAUUAUUUUCAUUCUUUUAUACUUGUUUAGUGGGCAGGUUUGUUUAGUGUUUUAACUUCUUUUUUCCCCCUUUCUAUUGUCACUUAUCAGGAUCAGUAAUUAUUUAGAAGCGUUUGCAAGUAUUUAUUUUUUAUAAGCUGACAAUCAAUAUAAAUUUCAAGUAUCUUUGUUAGUUCAUUUAAGGAUUGACCAUGGUAUUAUGUGUGAAUGGGAAACCAUGUGGUAGUCGUGGGGAUAGAGUUCUCCUGUUCUUGGCAAGUUUAAAGAAAGAAAAGGCUGUGCACCGUGUUUGUACAUUUCUUCAGCCGUCAUAUUUGGUGUGUUCCUGUGAAAACCAUGUGGCGAUUUCGUCUAGAGUGAGGAUAGAAUUCUGCUGGUGUCGCCACAUCUUCUGCUUUUAAGACUGGCUGUAAGGGAUCAUUUAUAUAUUUUCACACAGACAGAAUGGAAGAUACCACAGCCAUUAAUGUAAGUCAUGGAACACUGAUUGGAAUGGGGAAUCUCCAGAUGGGUCUAUCCACAAGGGAGGGGAUGCAACUCGUACAACUUCACUAGUAAGCCACACACCCUAAGACUGUUGGGACUCGUAGAUGAAUUAUUUUAACAGUAUACAGGUAGCUGGUGAAUGAAGUAAUUAAAAGCAGUUUGACAGACAAUUUUUAAAAUUUAGUUUUUACCUGAUGGUCGAUAGAUUUAUUUUACAUUUGGAAUACAACCUUAUAGUAAUAUGUGCAUAGUCUUAGAUUUUAAAAUAAACUUUUUGAUUAGUUUGAGGUAUCAAAAACGUUUUGCACAAUAACGACACAUGUCAAAACAAUGUAAGUAGGAAUACAAUAUCAGUAGACAUCAGGGUUGAAAAUUGGCUACGGGCGACUAAGAAUUUUACAAAGGUAGUCCGUUGGGCGACCAUCGAUUUUAGAGUCUGGCAAAUAUGGUACCAGUUAAGAAAGAAAUGCACUGAAACUGAAUCGAAUGACCAAUGUGACAAAAGACUGUCUCUGCUGGCGUGAACUAAUGAUCUGGCAGGAGACGAUAUUAUAGAACAUGUUCUAUAUUUUGACAGCGCGGGACUGACCAGACUCGGUGUCAGGACUAGUUUGGUCUGGGGCUGUAAACAAAUGUAGCUCAAAACAUAUUGCUGACACUUAAAUUGUUUUUUUAAAGUCGUCAGCUUAUUGGAAUGGACUGGAUAUGCCAUAAUUAUCUAGUAGACUUACUUUUUGACAUUAUUAAAUGUUAUGGUACAAAUUAAUCCUAUUUAAUUAGCUUACUAGUAUUUUAUUCUGGGACAAAAUCAAAAUUUAUCUUGUAAUUUAACUAACACUAACAAUGGAAUUUUCUUUUACUACAGGGAUUAUUCCAAGUCGGUUAAUUGGCAUGUAAAUCUAAAAUUCAUAUAAAAACAUUAAUUUAUUAAAUUGUAAACUCAUACCAUCUGAAAUAAGUUCAGUGUAAAUAAUAAAAAAAAUAUAUUUAUAAAACUGCAUAGGUUAAAUCUUUUCUCAUACAG